CAAAGCCUUCGUGGCGACUGAUAUGCACAGCAGCGGCAUGUCCGGAUAUGAAACACAUAGGGAUGGAUGUAUCGCGUAUGCUUGCUGAUGUAAAUCCGCAGCCGUGACUCUGCAUGUUCCCGCUCCUCCAAGCGGAUAGGGAGACAACGAGCGAAAACGGAAGAAGAAGAAGACGACGGCGACUACCAUCACUUUCAGUCCAUUUGGAUACACAGCGGUCACAGGAACUAGACAAGGCACUGGCGGUCGAGGGCCGAGUGGGACGGUUCUGAGGCUGCGAGCCAGAGACGGGAGCUGCGGCGACAGCGGAUCGCAGGCAAGAAGCAGGAUGUCUCGUAAGGUGCAGAGAAGCGAGGUGUGCGCGGACUGCAGUGCUCCAGACCCUGGUUGGGCUUCUAUUAACCGUGGAGUGCUAAUAUGUGAUGAAUGCUGCUCUGUGCACAGAAGUCUUGGACGCCACAUCUCUAUUGUUAAGCAUCUUCGACACAGUGGCUGGCCACCCUCAUUGCUUCAGAUGGUGCAAACACUGGCCAGCAAUGGAGCAAAUUCUAUUUGGGAACAUUCUCUCUUGGAUCCAGCACAGGUGCAGAGUGGUCGUCGAAAGCCCAAUCCCCAGGAUAAAGUUCAUCCAACAAAGUCAGAAUUCAUUCGUGCAAAGUACCAGAUGCUGGCUUUUGUUCACAAGUUGCCAUGCCGUGAUGAUGAUGGUGUGACUACAAAGGAUCUGAGCAAGCAACUGCACUCUAGUGUUCGGACUGGCAAUUUGGAAACCUGCCUGCGGUUGCUUUCUCUUGGUGCUCAAGCCAAUUUUUUCCAUCCGGAAAAAGGAACCACGCCUCUUCAUGUGGCUGCCAAAGCUGGUCAGGUUUUACAAGCAGAAUUGCUUGUAGUAUAUGGAGCGGACCCUGGUGCACCAGAUAUUAAUGGUAGAACCCCAAUGGAUUAUGCCAGGCAGGCUGUUCAUGUGGAUUUGGCUGAAAGACUUGUUGAGUGCCAGUAUGAGCUUACAGACAGGCUUGCUUUUUACCUUUGUGGGCGUCGCCCGGAUCAUAAAAAUGGGCAUUAUAUAAUCCCUCAGAUGGCUGACAGAGCUCGACCAAAGUGCCCGACUCAGAGUUUGGACCUUUCUGAGCUGGCAAAGGCAGCUAAGAAGAAGCUACAAGGGCUUAGUAAUCGUCUGUUUGAGGAACUUGCGAUGGAUGUAUAUGAUGAAGUAGAUAGGCGAGAGAAUGACGCUGUUUGGCUGACCACGCAGAAUCACAGCACGCUUGUGACAGAACGCAGUGCCGUACCCUUCCUUCCUGUUAACCCUGAAUACUCUGCUACACGAAACCAGGGCCGUCAGAAACUUGCUCGGUUUAAUGCAAGGGAAUUUGCUACUUUGAUCAUUGAUAUUCUGAGUGAUGCAAAGCGUCGGCAACAUGGCAAGGGUCUCACUAGCCCCACAGAUAACCUUGACUAUAGCCCACGUAACCAUGGUGAAGCUGAUGAUCAGCACGACUAUGACAGCGUAGCAUCAGAUGAGGACACAGAUCAAGAACUACACAGAAACACCAGCUCUGGACGGAACAACCGAGCCAAGAGUAUGGACUCUUCUGACUUGUCUGAUGGACCAAUCACACUGCAGGAAUACUUGGAAGUAAAAAAAGCACUAGCUGCUUCAGAGGCCAAAGUCCAGCAGCUCAUGAAAGUCAACAAUAAUUUGAGUGAUGAGUUGCGACGUCUCCAGCGAGAGAUUCACAAGCUGCAGACGGAGAACAGCACCAUGAGAGGUCAGGCAGGGGUGGGGCCCCAGCACGGGUCAGGGGUCAAUACCACCGAGCGAAUGGAGCAAGGAGGGGCAGUACCUCUCCGCCGGGACAGGCAAGCAUUCUCCAUGUACGAGCCUGGCGCACCCCCUAAACCCUUCAGUCCUGGUGUGGAUGAGCUGGUCAGCCGGCUGCAGCCGCUACACUCCAACAUACGGAAAGGUGCAUCUGGUGGCCCUUCUCCAUACAGCUCUCUGCAGCACUCUGGGAGUUCUGAUGGUGGCAGAUACAUGAUGCCCAAAUUGGAUAAGCAUGGCAGUGGGACAGAUAGUGAUUAUGACAACACCCAGACACAUGAGCCCUCUAUCAGUGUGACAGAGUCUCGCUUUGGGCGUGGAACAGGUGAGGAAGACUCUCGUUUGGAGCUUGAAGAAGGUGACAGCGAACCUGACCCAACUCUUCCCUGCACUGAGGAUGUCAUUCUGAAGACCGAGCAGGUGACGAAGAACAUUCAGGAGCUACUGAGGGCAGCACAGGAGUUUAAACAUGACAGCUUUGUUCCUUGUUCUGAGAAAAUUCAUACUGCUGUUACUGAGAUGGCAUCUCUUUUCCCGAAGCGACCUGCCCUCGAUGCGGUUCGCAGCUCCUUGAGGCUUUUGAGUGCCAGUGCUUACCGGCUGCAGAGUGAAUGCAGGAAGACUGUUCCUCCUGAACCUGGAGCACCAGUGGACUUCCAGCUGCUCACUCAGCAAGUUAUUCAGUGCGCCUACGAUAUUGCCAAAGCUGCAAAGCAGCUGGUUACCAUUACAACCAGAGAAAAGAAACAAUAAGGAGAGCAAAGAAGUAGAGAUGCAACCAACAUCACUUGCCACAGUGAGUUGCGACGGUGGACCAGAUGUUCACACCAUAUAAAGGAUCUUGAUGCAAGUCUUUGGAGUGGGAAAGCAAAUUUGACUGAACAUUUCUGACAAAGUGACUCCAAUGUCUUUUCUGUUUUAUCUUCCCUUAUAAUAUAGUGGGUCUGCCCAGCAACUACCGAGCUUAUUUCACUCUAACAGGAGACAUUCCCACUAGCCUCAUGACCACAUCUUUCCUGUGGAGAGAUCCUUCUAAUGGUGGACAGAAUGCUUCUCUGAGAAGCAGGAUAGAGAUAGCUGAGGGUUCAAGACUUGCCGCUGCUGCACUUUUAAGUAGUCAUCAAUAACAAUGGAAAAUGCCUCCUGGACCGAACGUGCACAGUAUAAGUCCUGUGACAUUGGAAAAGAUGGCUGCCUGUGCUCUAAAGCCUUUGAUUCUGUUGAGGUUGACAGACUAACACUGGAAUUCUCUUAAUUUGUAAUGAAUUACAAUCAUUUUAUGUUCAUUUUGUUUUUACAACUGGGCUUUUUGUGUAACGUGUGCCAUAUUCACACUGUUGUUUACUUCCCCACAUCCUGCGCCAGUUGCCUCUCAGGUGUAUCGAGGUAUAGCAUGCACUUUGCUUCCUUCUGAGACAGCCUGCAUGCACAAUGACAUUUGGGAAAGGCAUAUGACCUUUGCAUACGGCCUCCCUUAUGGGAAAGCAUUUCAGUCAUUUGGUCUGGUUCUUCAAAACCUUGAACAGCAUGAGUUCAGUUGGUAGAUACUAGCCAUGCGGGGCCCUUAAGCACUUUUGAGUGCUGCUUGUGAGCCUAACAUCACGUGCCACUGCCCUUGGGAUGCCAGCUUGCCUCUUCUACACUCUUUGAGAUGCCAGUGUAGACUUGUGUAAUUAACACCCUUUAAACAUAGAUGUAAUUUCUUAAAAUGGUGUGUGUCACUAAGCAACUGCAUGCAAGAUCGGCCAAAACCUCGUGUGCUUUCCCAGUCUCACCUCACCACUUGAUUAUGAGGAUUAGCCUGGAAAUUGAAGCUUCUUAGAUUUUGAAGGAGUUCCAGGGAGUAGUAGUGACUUGUGGAGAACGGUCUUAGUUACAGUUGGAAGAGCAAAUUGUUUUCCUUUCAUCUGUCACCCUCAAACCCUUGUGUUGUAGCUAUCCAUUGGUACAGAUAAGAGAGGCAGGAGCUGACUAUAGCUGGCAUUUUGACCAUUUCAAAGGUUACUAUUCUCCUCUGGCUGACUGCUCAUGGGAUGUUUCCAUCGCCCAGUUUCAGUUAUUAUUACUGGCCUGUCAAGGUCCAGCUUGCCUUUAUCUUCGUAAUCCUGAGGGCACUCAUGUUAUAAAUGGUGUUUUGCACACUUACAUGGCGCAGCAUUUAUUUGUUUACCUCUCCUCCUGCACAGACGUGCCUUUUUUGUUUUUCGUUAAAUUCCUGGUUACAGCCUGUUCGUUGCUGACAGUUUGCAAACCAGCAGCCUGCCUGCGUCUGGACCAAGGAGGUGCCAGUGCCUGUUCAGUUUAGCCCUCUGAGUUUUCCCAUACCACUGAGCCCAAAAAAAAGGUAUAUGCCAUGAGCACUUGCAGAUAUCUAAAUGAAAUUAUCUGGUGGGGGGAAGUGACAAAAAAUAUGUAUGUGGAAGAAAAAAAACUCAAAAUUGUACAUUUGUAAUAAAAAUAAUGUUAAUGGGA
This is a messenger RNA of Polypterus senegalus (gray bichir), 4297 nucleotides long. It is a transcript of the gene git1, whose product is annotated as G protein-coupled receptor kinase interacting ArfGAP 1. Lineage: Eukaryota; Metazoa; Chordata; Cladistia; Polypteriformes; Polypteridae. The record is from RefSeq and is a predicted model, not a curated record. Gene Ontology annotation, biological process: brain development; regulation of ARF protein signal transduction. The coding region runs from base 329 to 2578 and encodes 749 amino acids. Gene Ontology annotation, molecular function: protein binding; GTPase activator activity. The transcript is spliced from 22 exons.